AUGUUUUUCGCCACUCGCAAGCGCAGGAGAGAGGAGGGAGGGGCGGCCCGCCCUCCGCAUGUUUCCGCUUCUUCCCCGUCGCCGCCGCGACCCAAAAAGAGGAAGAAAGAAAGAGCGAGAAAGGAAACUUCUCCCUCUCCGUCGCCCGGGCGUGAGCGCCGACGCCGUCGCUCCCCCAUCGGCUCGACGCGUCAGGGCGUUGAAAAAUCCAACAAACUCUCGUUCGCUUCUCCCCUGUCGUCGCCGUCGCCUGCCAGUCAGUCGCCUGUCAUAAUUGAUCUUUGCUCAGACGACGAAGAGGGGAGAGAAGAACGCUGGCCCCUUCAGGCCGCGACGAACGCCAGGGAGGAAAGCUCUUCACCUUCAUCGUCUGCAUCCUUACUGGAGAGGCGCAAAGCGUCUUCCUUCUUGGCGGGAAACGUGCGGAGGGGACUUGGGAUAGCAGACGCCCACGGGGACCAACCAGAUGAAGACGGGGAUGAAGCGCCUGCUGCCUUUCCGGCGUACGCUACCUCAGCUGCCGUGCAGCGGGGCGUGAGUCACGCAGAUGCGACUUCUGUAGGAGCCUGGGGAACGGAACCUGCCUCUCUGUCCUCCAGGGCGGCCUCGUUCCGCCGCAUCUCUCAGCCUGGUCGCGCAGAUGCACAAGAGCUGUCGGUUUCCUCGUCCAUGUCUCUCUUUCACCAGGCGCUAGGUGAGAGGCCCGCGGCUCCAACUUCGUUUCCUUUCUCUGCUUCGGCGCCGAAGAACGGUUCCCUCCAAACUCUCCCGUCUGCUGCCGAAGUUGCUGAAGGACGUUCCGAGGGUUCGCUGAAGCCCAAAUGGCUGACGGUGGGGCGGAGCUUCGACGUGUCUCUUCUUGGCGGUCGCGGAGACCGCUCGUUGGGCGCCACCGCUGGUGUGCCGAGCGGGCCGCGGCUCGAGAGGGGACGGGACGAGGCCGCGGCCAGCCUCAGACCCAUCUCGGGCUCUGCGGUUCGGCGAGAGGAAGAAGAGCGAAAGAGAAAGAACGCAGAGGAGAAGAGUCUCUUGGAAGUGAAGUGUCUUCUCGGGCGAGAUGAAGAGACAGUAAAGAGACGAUCAAGAAGGCAAGAGCGAGGCGACAUGACGGCUUUUGAAGAUGCUGACUUCGAUUCACUGAUGCCGCCGCCUUCGUCCAUCUUCUCAGCGGAAGACUUUGAUCAGCUCAUGGGCUUCUCGCACCCCACGACGGUAUUUUCCAGUCAGAGGGAGCAUAAGAAAAGCGCGGGGCGAGGGCCAGAAACGCCCUGUGAAGGCCCCGAAGACGACGAGGAAGAACACUUGACUGCACGCCCGGGGCCCCGGCUCGCUGAGGUUGAGAAACGACAGACGAAGAAUGAAAGGAGAAAGCUGUUGCCUUCUGGCCUCCUGCAUGACAGUCCGAGAAGGAGGGAGAAGCGAGGGAACGAGACUGAAGGGGAAGAAGAGGGCCCUGUCCUUCGUCUACUUUCCUUCACACUCACCGACUACAAGGUACAACCUGAUUCGCUAAAGAAGCGGGCGAAAGAGACGAGAGUGAAAGAAAGCCACCAGGCGUCCGACGAGGCCAAGAGACCGGAGAUUCAAGCACGCGACGACGGCCUUCCGUUCUACGAGAGAAUCCCGUUUGUCGUCGGGCGCUCGUCCACUUCGUCGACCGUCCUCGCGCGACUCUCGCGCGCCACGGGUCGCCCCACGCUUUGGAAUUUCUCUCAUCUCUCUUCUUCGUUUCCGUCUCCUUCCAUUCUUCUCCCUACUCUCCGCCAUGUUUCGGCGUCGGGGCCCCCGCUUCCUGGCGGUCGCCCCGCGGCGAAAGCAAGUGGGGAACGCGGAGACCGCGCGCGCGCGCAAGGCGGAGACGACGCUGCGGGGCUGUACACGGUGGGCGUGACGUUUGACGUCGAAGGCGCGACCCUGUCUGGGGAAAACGAGAAAACGCUCCGGAGGGAGCAUCCCGCAGUCCAGGCCCCGUCCGUCGCAGGCGGCGAGAUGGAGGUCGCGCUUCAGGUGCAUCAGUUUCGCCAGCGGCUCGGCCUGCGUUGCCGGCGGGGCCCCGGAGAUGCGGCGAACUGGAUGUCCCUGGUUUCCUUCGAACCCCUUUUUCUCUUUUUCAGCAAAUCCCGCCGAAGUACCACCUCGUUCUCCGAAACUGCGGCGCACCGGCAACUCGCGCUGCUUUCCAGAGCCCGCCGGGAGGCGCCCGACAGUCUCCAGCUUCUCUUUCUCUCUCUGUUUCUCUCUUCGCUCUACGACGAACCCGCGCAUGCUCUCUUUCUCUGGCGCCGCGCGCUGUUGGAUCUCCCCGGGAAGCGCCAGGAAUCACGGCCCGUGCAGACUCCCGACACGGUACCAGCGAACCGGCGCGUCGCGACCGGAGAGAGCUCGGCGGGUUUUUCUCCCGGCGCUGCUGAGGACGGCGCGCGAAGCGCCGCAGCCGCACAGGCAGAACGUGGCUCUGGCGUCCCCGCCUGGGCCUCGUCGGACCUGUGGGAAGGGCGGCUCUGGCUCGAGCACUUUUUCUCCGCGGUGGGGAUCUUUGACUGCUUUUCAGUCUCGGCGUCGCGAGCGCUCGCAGGCGACCUUGUCGAGCUCCUCGCGCAGCGCGCGGCGCGUCGAGAGGCCGCGGGGUCAAAGGCCCGGAAGACGAGCGACGCAGAGCCGCGGCAAACUCCCGCUGCCGAACGGGGCGCCGACUUCUCCGCGGAGGACGCUCGCCUUCAGGUUCUCCUCGGGGGGCUGGUCCCUUGCGAGAUUCGCGGUGGACACCACGGCUUUGUUGUUCGCCUGCUCCAGGCCUUCCUCCACGCCGAAGUCUACGCGGCGAGUCUCGGCCCCGGAGGCCGCAUGCUCGGGAUGCAGCAACUCGAGCUCGCCUUCGCGUCCCCGCACAACCUGCAUUUCGGCGAUCCGUGCGCCGGCUACCUGUUGCACUCGACGCUCCAGCUCGCGUCGAUGAUGCGUCCCGCGAGCUCGCUUGCUUCGGCGCCUCUCGAGGCGAAGACCGACGAGGCUGCGGACGGCCUCCGGCUUUGCGAGGCUGUCGACGAGUGGGUGAAGAGCGAGCGACGGCGCGUCUGCGAGGCGCACGUGAGCGCCUUUUCCUUCCUCGACGAAGAAAGGCGGAGAAGGGCCAAGGCGGCUUCUCGACGCCUCUUGCCCGCGAGGCCGAGUUGCAGCCGAGCAGAGCUCACGGAAGACCCCGACAAACUCCUCGCCCUCUUCCUCCACCAUACCGAGCGCGCCACGACGACCGCCGCUCUUUUCGACUGGUUCCUCGCCGCCGAAGAGGCCAGCGAGACACUCGCGUGGUGGGCAGACGACGCAGGGGAGGCGGACGCGGAACAGGACGCGGAGCAGACGCCAGAGUGUGAAGACGCUCUGGCGUCUGAUCCGCACAACGCGACCGAGAGCCUCGCCUUCAGCUCCGCGUCUCCGUGGACCUCGCGCGGGCGCAGUCGUGCACCGGCCGUUGGCGAGCUCCUCACGCGUCUUUGUCUCCCUGCGGAGGCGCGUUCUGUUGCCGACGAACGUGACAGCGAGCGCAGCGGCGAAGAAGGUCGAGAAGACUGGCAGAGAGACGAGCGGAGGAAGCAGGAGCAGAGGGACCGGCUCCUCGCAGGCCUAGACGCCUUAGCGUCGCCGUCUGUCCAUCGGUUCUGCUCCAACGAUCCGAGAGCCGCGCGCGCCAUUGAGGGGGCGGCCGAUGCGCGGCUUCUUUUCACCGUCAGUCUCCUCAGCGUCCCGUCAAAGUUUGGGUCGCCUUCCCCCGGCGGUUCGUGGUCUCCGGUUGCCCCUUCGCCUCAGGGGGUUGCCGGUAGUCCCUCGCGAGCGGCAGCGCACGAGGCAGAGAGCCGCGACCGCUCGAGUCGCCUUGUACAGUUCGAGGACCCGGACUCCGCCGAGCGGGCGGCGCCUCCGGAAGGGAAACUGGAAGAGAAGGAAAAGCCCAAGAAAAAACGAAGCAGGGAGGGACACCCUGGCGCGCUGUUCGGCUCGUGGUGGCCCGACAGAACGUUUGUGGAAGACAGCGCCCGUUCCUCGCUCGCGGCGACGCUCAGCGGACUCUGGAAGGGCGUUGAAGCGCAGCUGAGCGACAGUGUAGCCAGGCUGGCGAGGACGAAGCAGGAGGCAAUCGGAGAGAGAAGACGCAGAGAAGAAGAAGCGGAAGAGCCGGACGAAGGCGGACGGCAAAAAAGCGGAGAAGGACCGGGAGACGGUGGAAGAACACACGACAGAGGUGGUGGUGCAGGUCGAGGAGGCGACAGGGAGCGCGAGCCGUCUCUGCCACACGAUCUCUCGAUCGAAGACGAGACCAAGAAAAUGAAAGAAGCGCGAACUCGCGCGCAACUCAUUGGUCUUCUUUCUUCCCAGGCGCUGCUCUGUCUUCCUGGAGAUCCUCUGGUGGCGUACUGCGUCAUGGCGGCGUGUCGGAAUCCCAAAGUGACCAAGGCCGUCCUGCGCCUCUUUCCGUCUUGUCCCGGCCUCUGGCUCGCGUACGCGUCCUCCCUCUACCACGAAGCUUUCCAGCAGCACCCGGGAGCACGUCUCUUCUCUUCCUCCGCACCCUCGCCUUGCUCGGCCUCGGUGCCUUCGUCGGAACGCUGUAGAGGCGCGCAGAGUGGCGACGCAAAGACAAAGGAAAACAGGUGCGCUCUGGCGUCUGCCAGGAACGUCAUGUUCACCUGUUGCUCAGCCUUCUCCCACCACCUGCCUCUCGCGGCGUCCUGGGCUCACCUUGAAAUCGUUUCCCAAAAAGCGCCUGACUUCUCCUUGCCUCCGCCCUGGCCCCUCCCGGUCGGUGCCGACUCGCCUCUCUCCUCCCUCUCGCCCCAGGAGGUGCUGGUUCUCCACGACGCGUGUCGCGCCCCGCUCGACCGCAGCCUCCCGGCGCUCUGCUGGCUUUCCCCCCUCUUCGCUUCUCCCGCGUCUUUGCGAGCGCCCUGCCUGUUGCCGUGGGAAGGCGCGGGGCUCUCUGAGCGGGCAGUGGGCGUGGCGUGUUGCGCAGCAGAAGGAAAUUUCGACGACUUGUCUCCUCGCGCGGCAGGCCUCCCGGCAGAGCCGCCGUUAAAGGCCCGAGGAAAUCGAGAAAGGGAAGAAGAGCGGGAGAGGCCGCCCGCUUUGUCCUUCCUUGAUCGCAAGCGCCUCAUCGCUGCCAAGCGAAGACUGACCGAGAAACUGAACGCCCUGGCCAGAGACAAGUUCGCCGCCGUCCCUCCACGCCAGGAGCAGGAGUUUCCUCUUCUUUCCUCCCCGCUUUAUUCGUGUAUCUUUCUCCUCUCCAUUCUCUCUGCCGCCCUCUCUCCGGCAUCCCCAUCCGUCGCGGCGUGGCGGGUCUUGAGCGGCUCCGCUCUUCCUCGUCUUCUCUCUUAUCUCCCGCGUCAGCGCGCCCCCGAGGGUUGGCAUCCGUCGGGCGGUCUCGGCGAGGAAAAGGGAGCACACCUUGGGGAAGUUCCCCGCGACUGUCAUUUCCUGGCCGGCGUGUCUGAAAGGAACGUGACGGGCGCAUGCACGGCCGCGGAGGCGGGGCCGCAACUCAGUGGCGAAGAGGCGCGCUGCGUCGAACUUCUUUUCACUUUUCUCUUGUCGCUUCUGGUUGCUCUGGGGCGCUCUCCGCUUCGCCUCGCUGUUUCGACGGAAAGCCGAGAAAAAGCUGGGCGCGGAGAAGGCGAGGCCGAGGGGCACUUUCGGCGACGACACACGGACGCGCUCGACGUUCGCCACCGCCUUCUUCACCUUUUGCGCGUCCCGUUUUUUGGGAUUCUUUCCUCGCCCUGGCCGCGCGUCUGGAGCCCCAAACGGGAAGAAGAAAAGGCCUCGAAGCAUGUCGCCUCCGGAUCCGGGACAGCUCCAAGCACCGCGGCGCUGGCGUCUGUUUGCGCGAACGCAGGCGCGCCGGAGGAAGCCCGAAAAGAAAGCCGCGACGCGCGUCGGGCGGAAACGCGAGUGGGUCAGGGCGAGGCCGGAAAGGAGACAAAGUGGAGUCUACGGGACGGGGGAACGGGUAACGCAGCAAAGACGGAGAUGACGGAGAGACGAAACAACGCGACGGGGGAAGGCGGCGCAAGCGACACGGAGACAGCGAGGAAGAUCGGAGAGACGGACGGCGCGGAGGCGAGCGCGACGAGGGCGACGAGAGCGAGAGAACAGGCCGGAAACGUCGAGACUCGCGAAGGAGAAGGUGGCGAGAUGCCUGCUGAGGCAGAAGGCGAUGAGGAAGGCUGCGUCGACAUCGAACAUACGUUUUGUGCGGAGGAAACUGACCUGGAAAUCACGGCAGAAGGCGCCUUCUCGCUGGCAAUGCUUGAAGCGUUCGUUCUCGCCGAAAUCCUCGCCGGGGCGCCCUCCCUGAAACUCCUCACCUCGGCUUUCGAGUUUGCCUUCCACGACGCACAACUGUCCAUCGCGUACGGGGCUAGCCCUUCUCGUUUCUUCUCGCGCUGGUCUCCCACUUCCUCGCUGGCGAAGGAAGGGAUAUUCUUCAUGUACGCUCACGUCCUUUUGCUUUUUCUACGUGAUUUCUCCGCGGACGAAGGCGGCGAGGCGGCCUCAAGUAGCCAGGCGCGUGGAGUCGUCGGCUCCUCGCUUCUGAAGACACCAGGCGCUGGGAGGCGAACGGAGACCGGCGCCCAGAGGAAGAGAAGGAAAGCCCUCGAGCGCGAUCUCGACAGAGUACUCCUCCGAGGGAUCACGCAGUGCCCCUAUUCCAAGAGUACUUCUCAGCUUCCCUCUUGCCUCACAGAUCCUGUGUUCCUCCUUUUGUCUUUGGCCGCAUUUUUUCUUCCGGGCGCGAGUUCCUCUCGUCGCCUCCCGUGUUUUUCCUGGUGUCCCUCCCCUCUCCGCGUCUCCCCCCUGGCGCUGCUGAAUGAGCAAACUGCUCACGUCUGUCCUUUUUGCCGUCCCUCUCUUCUCCGUUUUGCCUCUACGCUGGCGGUGACGCUUCUCAUCCUCUGGGGCCUCUCUGUGCUGGGUUCUCGCGGUCUUCCCUGGCAGGCUGUGGCUGUUGCGUCUUCAUCGGCUGGCCAAGGCGCGCUGUGCCCGCCGCACUGCCUCGGAUCGAGGCGAUCUCUGUUCUUUCUUCUUUUCCCCGACUGGAGAAUCAUUAAAGAAUCCGCAGCAACGCACCCACCCGCUUUCUGCGACGUCGCUCUCGCCGUCCAACUCGAGGGCCCCGCUGAGCACGGCGCCGGCGGCUGA
Neospora caninum is the source of this 7194-nucleotide messenger RNA. RefSeq lists its product as hypothetical. The transcript has 9 exons. Bases 1 to 7194 code for a protein of 2397 amino acids. Lineage: Eukaryota; Apicomplexa; Conoidasida; Eucoccidiorida; Sarcocystidae. The record is from RefSeq and is a predicted model, not a curated record.